Williopsis jadinii is the source of this 906-nucleotide messenger RNA. RefSeq names its product thymidylate synthase (gene CDC21). Gene Ontology annotation, biological process: dTMP biosynthetic process. The record is from RefSeq and is a predicted model, not a curated record. The transcript has a single exon. Gene Ontology annotation, molecular function: thymidylate synthase activity. The coding region runs from base 1 to 906 and encodes 301 amino acids. Lineage: Eukaryota; Fungi; Ascomycota; Saccharomycetes; Phaffomycetales; Wickerhamomycetaceae. Gene Ontology annotation, cellular component: mitochondrion; cytosol.
AUGACGCAAAACGAAGCUGUGAACCUUGAAGAGCAGGCCUAUUUGGACCUAUGUGAGCGUAUCAUCAAAGAAGGUGAGCACCGUCCGGAUAGAACCGGUACUGGGACGUACUCCCUAUUCGCUCCACCACAGUUGAGGUUCUCCUUGAGAGACGAUGCCUUCCCACUGUUGACCACGAAGAAGGUGUUUACAAAGGGAAUCAUCCUGGAACUGCUGUGGUUUGUUGCGGGAUGCACUGACGGUAAGAAGUUGAGUGAGCAAGGUGUUAAGAUUUGGGAAGGAAAUGGGUCACGUGAAUACCUGGACUCCCUUGGGCUGACUGAUAGAAGGGAAGGAGACCUAGGCCCGGUUUAUGGGUUCCAAUGGAGACAUUUCGGUGCAGAGUAUAAAGAUUGCGAUACUGACUAUACCGGCAAGGGAUUUGACCAGCUGGCAGACGUUAUUCAUAAGCUGAAGACUAAUCCAUACGACAGAAGAAUCAUCAUGAGUGCAUGGAACCCACCAGACUUCCCUCAAAUGGCCUUACCACCAUGCCAUGUGUUUUCCCAGUUCUACGUUAACUUCCCUGAAGGUAAGAAGCCUGAACUGAGUUGCUUAUUGUACCAAAGAUCUUGUGACAUGGGUCUUGGUGUUCCGUUUAACAUUGCGUCCUAUGCCCUGUUAACCAAGAUGAUUGCAAAGGUCUGCGACAUGAACUGUGGUGAUUUGAUCCAUACAAUGGGUGACGCUCACGUUUACAAAGAUCACGUUGAUGCCCUGGAACAACAGAUUCAAAGACAGCCAUACACAUUCCCAAAGUUGUUCAUCAAACGUGACGUUAAGGACAUUGACGAUUUCAAAUAUGAAGACUUCGAAAUCGUUGACUAUAACUGUCAUGGUAGAAUAGCUAUGAAGAUGAGUGUUUAA